Messenger RNA from Elgaria multicarinata webbii, 3011 nucleotides. RefSeq names its product leucine rich repeat containing 47 (gene LRRC47). The transcript has 7 exons. Gene Ontology annotation, biological process: phenylalanyl-tRNA aminoacylation. Bases 1 to 1812 code for a protein of 603 amino acids. NCBI's taxonomy places the organism in Eukaryota, Metazoa, Chordata, Lepidosauria, Squamata, Anguidae. The record is from RefSeq and is a predicted model, not a curated record. Gene Ontology annotation, molecular function: phenylalanine-tRNA ligase activity; RNA binding; protein binding.
AUGGAGGCGGCUCCGGCGGCCCAGGACGACGAGCCGUGGCCGGAGCUGGCGGACGCCGGGCGGCGCGAGCUGAGCCUGGAGGCCGGGCCGGAGCUGGAGCGCCGCGUGGCAGCGUCGGGGGGCCGCUUGCCGUCGUCGCUGGGCGCGCUGGGCGCGUCGCUGCGCUCGCUGGAGGUGCGGGGCGGCUGCGCGGCCUUGCGGGAGCCCGGGCCGGCCUUGGCCCGCCUGACGGGGCUGCAGACGCUGGCGCUGCCGGGCUGCGGGCUGGGCCCGGCGGGGAUGGACCGGGCCGGGCGCCUGCUGGCGGCCACGCUGCGCACCCUCGACCUCUCCGGCAACGCGCUCGAGCAGCUGCCGCCGGAGCUGGGCGGCCAGGGGCCCGAGGGGGACCCCCCCGCCGCCCCCGCCGCCCUGCCGGAGCUGCGCCUGCUCAACCUGCGCCGCAACCGCCUGCGCGCCCUGGGGCCCGGCCUGGCCCGCGCCGCGCCCGCCCUGCAGGAGCUGCUCCUGGGCGGCAACCGCCUGCGCGCCCUCCCGGGGGGGCUGCUGCCGCCCGACCCCGACCCCGACGCCGCCUGCGACCGGCGCCGCGCGGGGCCCCCGCUGGCCCUGCUGGGCGUCCUCGAGGCCGCGGGCAACGAGCUGCAGGAGCUGGGCCCCGACAUCGCCCGCCUGGCCGGGCUCAAGAGCUUGGAUGUCUCCAAUAACAAACUAUCCGAAAUCCCCGUGGAGUUGGCUGACUGUCCAAAGCUGAAGGACGUCAACUUGAAAGGGAACGCUCUCAGAGACAAACGGCUUGAAAAGAUGGUGAACGGCUGCCAGACGAAAUCCAUCUUGGAGUAUUUGCGCGUCGGAGGCCGAGGGGGUGGCAAAGGGAAAGGGAAACCAGAUGGCGCUGAGAGGGAGGAGCCGAGGAAGAAGAAGAAAGAGAAGAACAGGAAGAAAGCCGGCAGCGAUGCUGAGGAGGAGGUGGACGAGACCCAGAGGCUGUUGGUGAAGGUUCUUCACAUCUCUGAGAAUCCGGCACCUGUGGUCAUAAAAGCCAGCCCCGGCGUCAAAGAUGUCCGCCCGUAUAUUGUAUGUUGCGUGGUGAAAGGCAUGAAUUUCAACCCAGGCAAUGCUUUGAAGAGGUUCCUUUCCACUCAGACCAAACUCCACGAGGACGUCUGCGAGAAGCGAACGGCGGCCACGAUCGCCACACAUGACUUGCGACUGGUGAAAGGCCCUCUUCUUUACGAUGCCCGCCCUCCGGAGGAUUUGAAGAUCAUCCCCUUGGGCCGGAAGGAAGUUAAGGCGAAGGACCUCCUCCGGCAGCUGCAGUCCGAAGCUGAGGAGCAGCGAAAACAGAAGAAGAGGCAGAAUAUCUCUGGGUUGCACAAGUACCUCCAGUUACUAAAUGGGAAAGAGCGUUACCCCUGCCUGGUUGACGCUGAAGGCGCUGUGAUUUCUUUCCCACCAAUCACAAACAGCGACAAGACAAAGCUUGGGAAAACAACCUCCGAUCUCCUUCUGGAAGUGACCAGUGCCACGAGCCUGCAAACCUGCAAGGACGUGAUGGACAUCCUAAUUCUGAAAAUGGCGGAGCUGAACAAGGCCACUUUGGAGAAUAAGGAUGGGGAAUUGGGUUCCGAUCACGAAUCGAACGAGAUUGUCCGGCCCGAAAAUUCAACCCCCGAAGGCGUUUCCCAGAACUCCCCUCCUCUAAUGUUGGAACAAGUUCGGGUUGUGGACCUGGACGGGAAUUUAAAAGUCCUUUAUCCUUCGAAAACUGAUCUCAUCACAGUCUCGUCUCUCGUGACUGUCAUUCAUUAAGCGCCUUCGGUUUUCUCUUCUUGUCCUGGGCAUGUUAUACAGCGUUUGUAAACGGCAACCUCACUUUGCAACUUUUUUUUUAAAAACGUGAACAAGAAGAUAUCUACCACCUCUGCUUUGGGGGGGGAACGGUUCGGCUGACUGUUAACGGUGCAGGAUUUUGUGGUCUUGAGAGAGACUCAAACGCCGGCUUGGUUAAUAAAACAUGAACCACCUCCCAAACCUGGGCUCACUAUAGACUUACCUUGAGUGAAGGUGCUGAAUUGUAUUUAUUUUAACGGAACACACUAAUACCUGUACUGCACAGUGAAUCUCCAAUCUUCACCUGGACGUAACCAUACCAUGGUGUGCGGCUCUGGUCAGCGGCUAACAGGAGGAAUCGGAACGGUUGGGACUACACACACACACGCACACCAUUCCUGCACCAACUGAGAUGCCAGUGACGGGUUUUCUUAACUCCUUCCUCCCCAGUGUGGACAGCAGAGGUCUGCAAAGAGCACCCCUCUUCUGCUUUUGGAUUUGAAGCGCCUUAUUCCCACAUCUUCCUGAGGUGUGGAAAGGGGGCCUGUGGUCCAUCUCUGCAGGGCUGAAUGGAGGGAGACCCUUUUUGGUUGUGACUCAGCUAGUCCUGGUGAAAUAACGGUGCAGGCCGGGAGGUUCCCUGGGCUUGAAGAUUAUGGUAUGUGUCAGGUGGGAAACUUGCGUGGGUUGGAAGUUGACCCCCACCCCAGGUAAGCCUUCCCCAACCUGGUGCCCUUAAGAUUUUUUGGAUUCCAAUUCCCAUCAUUUCCAGCCAGUAUGGCCGAUGGUCCGGAAUGCUGGGAUUUGGGAUACAGCCAGUCAGGAAAGGGUGCUCCAGGUCAUUGCAUGCUUUCCCUCAGUCUGGUGCCCUCCAGGCCACAACUCCCAUCAUGCUGGCUGGGUCUGAUGGGAGUCGUAACCCAAAAGACGUGGAGGGCACCAAGUUAGGUCUUUUCAAAAGCAGAUAGGGAUUUGGGGAAGGGGAGGUUCACUGUUGAAGAAAAAGGCACACACAAAAAAAUCCCCCUGGGUAUGCUUGAUCCCUUCGGCGGUGCCUAAAAUACCUCUUUGCAUCAUGGCCUAAGUUUCUAGCCCUCAGCGAUCACGUGGACGAACUUCAAAAUGUAACAGCCCAAGUCAUGCCAAAAGAGUACAAAUAAAGCAGCAAAUAUAAAGUC